Messenger RNA from Rattus norvegicus (Norway rat), 2017 nucleotides. The record is from RefSeq and is a predicted model, not a curated record. Lineage: Eukaryota; Metazoa; Chordata; Mammalia; Rodentia; Muridae.
CCUCUUAUAGGCAAAGGUGGUGGUGGCGGCUCGAGAUGAGUGGUUUGUAGGAGACCAGGAAUGGGGACAUCUGAAAUGUAAAUAUAUAAAAUAAUUAAUAAUAUAAAAAAGAAAUUGUUGACAGUGGUAAAGUUUUGGUGAGGCAAAAAGUAAGGAGAUAUGCAUAGUAGAAAAAGGUUGAGUGAUUUUCUGAAGUGAAUAGUUAUUUUUGACUGGUGUGCAAUGUCACAGCUGAGUGGUCGACUUGCCAGUUCUCAUGUACAAGGCUCUGAGUAUGAUCCCUGGCAACACACACAAUAAAAAUGCCUUUGGACCGUCGAAACCGGAAACAUUUCUCAGUACUAUUUAUUUCCUUUACAGGAUAGCAUGCUUUUCCGUCAUUGAUCCCGCCCCCUAUUUUCAUUUAUGGAGCCCGUGGUCAGAUCUAGGUAGGAGCCCAAUCACAGGUCAGCUGGUUUAAAACUCCACCCACAGGAUCUCAGGCUGUUCCGGUGUUUUCAUUCAUCAGAGGCUCAUUGCUUCAGCAAGAAGAAGGUGCAGAUCCUCCCUCCCCAGAUUGCUUGGAAACAGGAGAAAACCGGCCCUACUAAAUGCCAUCCAGUGCACACCUACAGGAUCCUCCCCCACUCCUCUCCAGGACCCUUACACAGAAUGAAGGACAGACCUCCUUGAGGCAGAGUAGCAGCUGUGGUCUGUCUGCUGCCUCUGCCUCUGAGUCAUUGUCAGGUUCCACAGAGUCAAGAAUUCCUCACAGUAAAAUGCUCCAAGGAAAGCUUCCCAGAAACAUCCCCCUGGAGUAUCCUGCUGGGCUUUACUGCUGCUACGUAGUGAUCAUUGUCCUCAGUGUAGCUGUAGUUGCUCUUUCUGUUGCUUUGUCAGUAAAAAAGACAGCACAGAUCUCAACCAUAAAUACUUAUGCUGCUUGCCCGAGAAACUGGAUUGGAGUUGGAAAUAAAUGUUUUUAUUUUAAUGAAAUACCAAGUAACUGGACAUUGAGCCAGACCCUCUGUAAGGAACAAGGGGCCGAGCUAGCACGAUUUGACACCGAGGAGGAGCUGAAUUUCCUAAGGAGAUACAAAGGGAGUUCAGGUUACUGGUUCGGUCUGCACAGAGAGUCAUCAGCGCACCCUUGGAAGUGGACAGACAACACUGAGUAUAACAACUCGGUUUCCAUCGGAGGAGAUGAAAAACAUGGUUUCCUGAGUGACAAUGGGUUCAGCAGUGGCAGGGGUUAUAUAGUGAGGAAGUCGAUUUGUAGGAAGCCCAACAGCUACACCUCACAGUGCCUGUAGUUUUGUGUCCUUGGUUGAGAGUUUGUCCUAGCAGUCAUGAGGAACACAGAACAUGGUAUCUACAGUGCCUGAAUCAUGAACAAUCUGCUAAAAUCAUCUUCAAUUCAUAAUGUGUGGUGACAUCUAAGAUAACAACUGAGGCAUAUUUUGCUUGGGAGAUCAUGAAUUGUUCUAUAUUAAAUAGGUAUUCAGGUAUGAGCUGGUUCUCACAUCUUAAACAUAAACUGAAUCAUGUCAGUAUUAGUUAUCUCUACUUUCUUUUUUCUCUCAUUUAAAUUAUAUUAUUUAUUUAUAUUCCAAAUACCGUCCCCUCCUUGUUCCCCCUUCUAGAGUUCUUCACUCCAUACCCCUUCAUCUUUACUUCUGAAGAGAUGUUCCCCCACCCCACUCUGAGUAUUUCCCUUCUCUUGGACUUUAGGACUGUACAGGAUUAGGUGCAUCCUCUCAUAGUGAGGCCAACUGUAGGGAGCUGCGACAUGCCGUGCCUCAAAAUGGUGCUGGUUUCCGCCUUCCACCCUCCCAACAGUGAGCGCUCCUUGUAGUAAACAAGUCCUUAUUUGACUAUGCCUGCCUGGCCUGCUAGGUUCAGCAUAGUGACAGCCUGUCUGCAUGACCCAUGUGGCACGUUGGGGUUGGUUGGUGUUGGAUACAUAAGCUGAUGUAGGGCAUUCCCUGGGGUAGUAGAUGAUUGUAUCAAGGUUCCUGAAUAAACUGCUUGAAGAAGA